Molecule: messenger RNA, 2315 nt
Organism: Closterium sp. Naga37s-1
Lineage: Eukaryota; Viridiplantae; Streptophyta; Zygnematophyceae; Desmidiales; Closteriaceae
Source: the annotation of a GenBank genome assembly
AUGGCCCCCGCGUCACUUCUGGACAACUGGCAGCGCGAGCUGCAGCGCUGGUGCCCACCAGUCCUCCCAAUACCUCCAAUUCUUCAAAAUCCCCUGCCGUGCCUCCUUCCCUCAGGCCGUGGUGCUGCUGGGGCUGCUGGCUCACCUGGACAGCAACCCGGCGCCCCAUUUAGUGGCGGUGGUGCUGCUGGGGCUGCUCGGUCACCUGGACAACAAUCCCGGACCCCAUUUAGUGGUGGCCCCUGCCUCUCUGCUGGACAACUGGCAGCGCGAGCUGCAGCUCUGGUGCCCCCACCCCCCAAUUUCUCCAUCACCUUUCAUCCCCUGCUGCUGCCCCCUCAGGCGGUGGUGCUGCUGGGGCUGCUCGCGCUGGUGCCCCCACCCCCCAAUUUCUCCAUCACCUUUCAUCCCCUCCUGCUGGCCCCUCAGGCGGUGGUGCUGCUGGGGCUGCUCGGUCACCUGGACAACAAUCCCGGACCCCAUCUAGUGGUGGCCCCCGCCUCGCUCCUGGACAACUGGCAGCGUGAGCUGCAGCUCUGGUGCCCGCAGCUGCGGGUGGUGCUGUAUCACGGGGGGCAGAGGGGGGCGCUGCGGGAGCUCUACGGCGGGAAGGGAAAGAAGGGGAAGAAAGGGAAGAAGGAGAAGCGGAGGGAGAGGCGGAGGAAGGGAGAAGGAGGGGGAGGUGAGGGUAGUGGAGGGGAGGGGGAGGAGGAAGAGGAGGAGGAGGAAGGGGAAGGGGGGAAGCUGGGAUUUGAUGUGUUGCUGACGUGCUACUCGCUGUUUGAGCGGGACAGCGCCGCCCAGAGAGACGACCGGAAGUUUCUGCGCAGGUUCCGGUUCUCGUGUGUUCUGAUGGACGAGGCGCACCUAUUGAAGGACAGGAGCAGCCAGCGUGCGAUGAAGCUGCGGCAGCUGGCACAGGCGGCGGAUUACCGGCUCAUGCUUACUGGGACUCCCCUGCAGAACGAUCUUCAGGAGCUCUGGUCGCUGCUCGAGUUCCUGAUGCCAGCCGUAUUCACGGCCCACCAGUGCGACAUUGCAGAAUACCUGGGCAAGAGGGAUCAGCCGUCCCAGAAGGGGGGAGGAGGAGGGGGCCCAGCGGAUGAGGGGCUGAUAGGGCGCAUGAAGGCCAUUCUGGGGCCAUUUGUGCUGCGGCGAGUGAAGGCGGACGUGAUGAAGCAGCUGGUGGCGAAAGUGCAAAAGGUGAGACAAGGGGGGGAAAGGGGGCAGACGAGACAGGGAAGAAGGAGCAGAUGGGAUGAGGGGCUGAUAGGGUGCACGAUUCUAAGCCCGUUUGUGCUGCGGCGAGUGAAGGCAUAUGCUAUGAAGCAGCUAGUGAAAAAAUCCAGAAGAACGAGUGGUGUGUGUGGGGAAGGGAAGAGUCAGCAAGGGGUUGAGAGGAAGGGGAGCAGUGGGCAGCAGGCACUUGAUUUGGUGGCCGGAAGAGACACGGCCGCUGUGGCAGCGGCGUUGGAUGCGAUGCCGCGGUGCUCCACAAGAGGGGCUUGUUUGGGGGGGAGUGGAGUGCACGCAGAGUUGACUUUUGAGUCGACUCAAAAGUCGGCCGCUGUGGCAGCGGCUGAGGAUGCGAGCCGCGGUGCUCCACAAGAGGGGCUUGUUUGGGGGGGAGUGGAGUGCACGCAGCAGCGAGUGGAGGAGGAGGUACGGGGCUACUGUAACUUCAUGCUCAACCUCUCUACUUCUGUCAUGCCUGGUGUUGGUCUCGCCAACCACCCCCUCCUCGUCCGUCGCCUCUUCUCAGACACGGCAGUCACAGAGAUGGCGGGGGUGCUCCAUAAGAGGGGUGUGUUUGGCGGGGAGUGCACGCGGCAGCGAGUGGAGGAGGAGCUACGAGGCUACAGCGACUUCACGCUGAACCACCUGUGUGCCGCUCACAGCGACGCGCUCUCCCGCUUCCUGCUCUCCCGGGAACAAUUCUUCCACUCCUGCAAGUGCCAGGCUCUCUCGUCGCUCCUUCCCCAGCUGAAAUCCGACGGUCACCGUGUGCUGCUGUUCAGCCAAUGGACGGCUGUGCUUGACAUUCUGCAGCACGUGAUGGGGCUGCUGGGACUGACCUUCCUUAGACUGGAUGGCAGCACGCAGGUGGCACAGAGGCAAGCCCUGGUGGACGAGUUCAACCGGGACCCUUCAGUGUUUGCGAUGCUGCUUUCGACACGGGCAGGCGGGCAAGGUUUGAACCUGACCGGGGCAGACACGGUGAUUCUGCAUGACGUGGAUUUUAACCCUCAGAUGGACAGGCAGGCAGAGGACAGGUGCCAUCGGAUCGGGCAGACUCGACCUGUAACUGUCGUGCG